AUGGUUUCGAUCUCCCACACGAUGGACCCGUUUCUCUCUAUUCCAUUAGAGGUGCGCCAGGGCAUACUCGAAGAGCUGCCUACACUGCGAGACUUGCAGUCGGCAGCCCUGUCUAGCCGAGCCCUCCUUGACGCGAACAUUGCAUCCAGGCGUUUUGUCCGCUCCCGGGUGUUUCUCAACCAAUUCUACGAACUAGAGGCGGAAUACGACCCCAGACGGAGACCACAGAGCGGCAACCCUUUUGCAGUCGCUAGCCGCUGGAUCAGCCAACUGUCUAAGAAGGAUGCAUACGACGGCCUUAUACUCCGAGAUAUACUAUGGCCGUAUUUAUUAGCCGACCAAGAGAGCUCUACCCGCUCAUUAUCCCGAGUGACGAGCAUCAAGAAUACAGAAGUAUUCUGCUCGUGGGCUGCACAUCUAGCCUCCUCAUGUCGGCAAUUCCACGAUGAGCCCAAGGCCAGGCGCGUCGACGGGGAGACCCUGCGUCUCGUUCCUCCUAACAGCGUUUGCCUCGGCGAGGCAUGGCUCACAUGGCUGCAGACAACCGUUGCCGCAUCCAUGAGUCAAGGAGAUUACGGCUACGCGGGGUACAUCUGCAAGAAGAUGUGGUCCCGAUUCGAUCUGAUUCCAGACCAUCGGCACAAGCCGGGAUUGGACGGCCUCGCGCUGGUCAGGAUCACCUCGGCAGUCUGCAGCUGUGCCGACGGAAUUAGUAUGGCAGACUCGAUGUCUGCGUAUGCCAUCAACAGAGCGCAUUCCUCGGCUUGGGAAUACCUUCGGGUGCAGACUUCAGGCGGCAGCACAGUCCACCAGCCCGGCAUGUUCUGUUACCGGUGCCUUGACGGUGCAAAGUUGCUUAUAGAAGGAGCCCAGCACUCCCGCGGCGCUGUGGAACCAGGUCUGCCUCACCUCCAGAGAUUAUGGAAGAGCGUCCAGCCGAGGGGCAUGGCGUUCAACGCAUGGUCGCAUCUCUUCGUGAACAGUCACGCGGACCGACUCGCUGGAAUUUUCAAGGUGUGGACCAAGCUUCAAGAAGAUAGGCGAGAAACCUUCCUGCAGGAUAUCGAUCUCGACUGGGCGAGGGAUAUUAUCUGUCUUCUUCGAAAGAGCGGUGCGACAGAGCGGAGCCUGUCCUUCCAGACUGAGGUGUUCGAUUUGAUGUCGCCGCGCGAUCAUCAGUACUGCGCCUUCGGUCGGAACCUUGCAGAUGCGCACCUCAAGUUUGGUCGGUUACAAGAUGCAAUUAGCGUGAGGGAGAAGGUGCUGGAUGAGCUUCCUAAUGUCUCUACUGUCCGCCCUUCGUGGAUUCUGGCGCUCGCUCGUUUGUAUAGGAAGACUGGUCGUGAUGAAGAUGCUGGGCAUCUUUCUUCCCUAUUAAAAGUGGAGUAA
This is a messenger RNA of Diaporthe batatas, 1389 nucleotides long. RefSeq lists its product as uncharacterized. Bases 1 to 1389 code for a protein of 462 amino acids. The transcript has a single exon. The record is from RefSeq and is a predicted model, not a curated record. Lineage: Eukaryota; Fungi; Ascomycota; Sordariomycetes; Diaporthales; Diaporthaceae. Gene Ontology annotation, molecular function: protein binding.